CCACCCCAGACAACAAGCGGCACAGCUUAUAUCCUAAUUCAACCUCCCGCCAUGUGAGAUCAACUUCUAAGGAGCUCGCAUUGCUUGAUUGCAGAUUUUCAUUUGUCCAGAUACCCCUCCAAGAUGUCGUCCACACCAAUUGUCCCCUUUUCGGAACCCCCAUACCUUGCAGGUCACCCUUCGCCCUACUACACAGAGAACCACAGGGCAUGGCAAAAGGCAUGCAGGAGCUUCGUAGAGAAGCAUCUCCUAGCAAAUGCAUUGGAAUGGGAUACUCAAGAGCUCCUUCCUGAGCAUGUCUUCGAGACAUUUGCAAAGGCUGGCAUGUUGCUUCCAUCACUCCCUGCGCCUUUGCCCGUGGAGUGGUUGAAGAGCCUCGGAAUCCACGAGCUUCUGGGUACUGUCAAGGUUGAAGACUUUGAUUACUUCCACACUUUGAUCUACUGUGACGAGAUGGCUCGAUCUGGUCUCGCUGGCCCGUCGGGAUCUCUCACUACCGGCAUGUCUUUCGGUGUACCUCCGAUCGUAAAGUACGGCAACAGGCAACUUCAAGAGCGCUUCCUACCCGAGCUUCUCACUGGCAAGAAGCGAACUUGCAUUGCGAUCACCGAACCUGAGGCCGGCUCCGACGUCGCCAACAUCACCACAACCGCCACAAAGACGCCAGAUGGAAAGCACUACAUAAUAAAUGGCACAAAGAAGUGGAUCACAAACGGGAUAUGGGCCGAUUACUCGAGCAUGGCUGUUCGAACAGGAGGCCCCGGCCCGACAGGACUCUCAAUGGUCGUAGUGCCAUUGAAAGGCUAUCCCGGCGUGAACAUGAGGCGAUUGAAAGUUGGAGGUCAGGUUUCCGCCGGUACAACUUUCAUCGAACUCGACGAUGUCAAGGUUCCGGUAGAGAACCUGAUCGGCCAGGAGGGCAUGGGAAUGAAGUACAUCAUGACCAACUUCAACCACGAACGCAUGACCAUCGCUAUUGGCGCUACAAGGCAGGCUCGCGUCGCUUUGGCAAGUGCUACUGAGUACAUCCUCAAGCGUGAGGCUUUCGGCAAGCCGCUUGUAGACCAGCCUGUUGUGAGGCAUCGAUUGGCCAAGUGCGGUGCAAUGUUAGAAACCCAGUGGGCAUGGGUAGAGCAAUUCGCCUAUUCAUUAACGAAAUUCCCCAAGGAAGUGGCCGAUGUUGAACUCGGUGGCUUGACAGCCAUGGCCAAGGCUCAGGCGGGUAUCGUUCUGAACGAGUGUGCUCAGUGCGCUAUGCUACUUUUUGGUGGAAAUGGAUACACUAAGAGCGGCCAAGGAGAGCUGAUUGAAAGAAUCUACCGUGAAGCGCCAGGCAUCAGGAUACCCGGUGGCUCUGAGGAUGUCAUGCUGGAUCUUGGUGUGCGUCAGUUGGUCAAGAACUUUAAGAACAAGACCAAGGCCCUUGAAAGGCCUCAAGGCUCUUCGAAGCUAUAGUUGUUUAGCGGAAUAAUGAGCAAAUGUACACUAGAAUCAAUGCAUGAAGAUCCUAAGCUUCGGGAAUGU
Aaosphaeria arxii CBS 175.79 is the source of this 1524-nucleotide messenger RNA. RefSeq names its product short-chain specific acyl-CoA dehydrogenase mitochondrial precursor. The record is from RefSeq and is a predicted model, not a curated record. Bases 124 to 1455 code for a protein of 443 amino acids. NCBI's taxonomy places the organism in Eukaryota, Fungi, Ascomycota, Dothideomycetes, Pleosporales. Gene Ontology annotation, molecular function: oxidoreductase activity, acting on the CH-CH group of donors; flavin adenine dinucleotide binding. The transcript is spliced from 3 exons.